This is a messenger RNA of Spinacia oleracea (spinach), 1584 nucleotides long. RefSeq names its product probable carboxylesterase 5. The coding region runs from base 83 to 1087 and encodes 334 amino acids. The transcript is spliced from 2 exons. The record is from RefSeq and is a predicted model, not a curated record. Lineage: Eukaryota; Viridiplantae; Streptophyta; Magnoliopsida; Caryophyllales; Amaranthaceae. Gene Ontology annotation, molecular function: hydrolase activity.
GAUGCAGCACUUCAAUCUAACUUGCUCAUAUAAUACCCAAUUACAGUCCUCGAUAAGUGAAGAAAUAACUCAAUAAGAGAACAUGGUUUCCAGCAACAGCAGUAAUAAUGAGUGGACUUACACAGAAUCAGACAUAGCCAAAAAAUUCUCAUUCUUCAACCUCCUAAAAGACGGCCGCAUCCACGUCUUCACCUCCCUAUACGAGCGAGCACCACCGUCAGACCACCCUGUCACCACCCCUGGCGUCGAAACCAAAGACAUAACAAUCUCCCUUACCAUCUCCGCUCGAAUCUUCCUCCCUUCUUCCGCCGCCACCACCACCACCACCACCAACAAACUACCACUCCUGGUUUAUUUCCACGGUGGAGGCUUCUGCAUGCAGUCUGCCUUUUCUGUGGAGUAUUCCCUCUUUGUUUCUCAAAUUGUUGCAGAAGCCAAUGUGAUUGCUGUUUCUGUUGAGUAUAGGCUGUUUCCAAAGGACUGUAUUCCUGCUUGUUAUGAAGAUGGUUGGGGUGCGAUUCAGUGGGUGGGGUUGCAUUGUAAGGGUGGUGGACCGGAAUGUUGGAUCAAUGAUUACGCUGAUCUUGGGAGGGUGUUUGUUGGUGGUGAUUCUGCCGGAGGGAAUAUCACUCAUAACUUGGUAGCUAAGGUUGCAGAAGGACUACCAGAGAAUGUUAGAGUAGAAGGGAUGAUCUUAAUCCAUCCCUUCUUUUGGGAAGGUGAGGAGAUGUGGAUGUUCAUGUGUCCUACAAACAAGGGUCCCAAGGAUCCUAGGCUGACGCCCGCCGUAGAGGAUCUGGCUAGGAUGGGGUGUGACCGGGUUCUAGUGCUGGUGGCCGAAAAGGACGACGAGCAUUUGUACGAGGCAGGGAAAAAAUACGCCGAGAACCUGAUCAAGAGCGGGUGGAAAGGUACGGUGGCGGAGUUGAUGGAGAACAAAGGGAAGGAACAUAUUUUUCACCUUUAUGAUCCUUUGGAUCCUGAAGCCGUUGCUAUCCGACAACGCAUCUCUUCCUUUAUCCAUCAUCAUCAUCCAGACAAUAAACAUGGUAAUACGGAUGUAUUACCAUGUUUAAAUGGGUUUUAACACGAACUAAUUCGCUUAAUAACCGGUCUCCAUGGCCUUAAUCUUUUUACUUAAUACUUUAGUUAGCAAUUUUUUUUUAAAUAAACCUAGCUAGCUCGUUACUAGAGGAUCGAGUACGUGUGGAUUCGGACUUUUCGAUUAUGUUAUGUUCAUUAGUUGUUGUUCUUGUUAUGUGAAAUAAGUACAUGUAAUCGUUGUACAAUUUUCAUUGUGUAACUUAUUUGAUUUGAACCAAUCUAAAAAGUCUAAAAUCUACUUUUUAUCGAUUUUUUUCCCCUAAGAUACUCCUUUUUAAAGGAUUGUGAGAAAGUUGAACACACGUGUGUAACAUAUUAGUUGUAUAAUGUUUUUUUUUUGGGUUGCAUAACUUGCGUUGUACCGUUUCUAAGGAGAUCAUGGUUAUAAAGAUGUAAAGGAUCCUCCAAAAUCCUCAUAUAGAACUCAAGAUCAAAUAAAAGAUUUUGACAACCUUGACAAUCUUAUACGUGUAUCCAAUA